Macadamia integrifolia is the source of this 1925-nucleotide messenger RNA. Its product is annotated as bifunctional riboflavin kinase/FMN phosphatase. Gene Ontology annotation, biological process: riboflavin biosynthetic process; FMN biosynthetic process. NCBI's taxonomy places the organism in Eukaryota, Viridiplantae, Streptophyta, Magnoliopsida, Proteales, Proteaceae. The record is from RefSeq and is a predicted model, not a curated record. The coding region runs from base 388 to 1554 and encodes 388 amino acids. The transcript is spliced from 11 exons. Gene Ontology annotation, molecular function: riboflavin kinase activity.
CAUCAGAGAAAGAGAGUCGAUCUUCUUAAAAGGUCUCCUCGUGGUCUCUGACCUUUUGCCACAAAAGGGACGACGCCAUGGUAGAGAUAGAGCCACAAGAAAAAAAGGACUAUCUGCUGCCCAGGUAGAGACCCUAUAGCAAGUGAAGGCAGGCGCUUUACCUGGUGUGGAUUCGGCCGGUGGUGAUGUCAUAUUGGUUCGAAGCACGGUGGUGAUAUCACAUUACUCACAUGGAUGCUGAUCCUAUGUGAACCGUGAGACAAGAAAAACUUCUCCUAUAUCUAAGAUUUGCGCCUUCUUCUUUCUUCUUAUUGUUCCACUGUGAUUUUGUUUUAGGUGUCUUGCAAAUGGAAAUAUAGUUUCUAUUUGAGAGUUCUCUAAGGUUGUAUGGCGACCACUAUGCCUUUGAGGAAAUUGAUCUCGUGUGUCGUCUUAGAUUUGGAUGGUACACUCCUCAACACGGAUGGCAUUGCCGGUGAAGUGUUAAAGGCCUAUUUGGGUAAGUAUGGCAAGCCAUGGGAUGGCAGAGUAGCUCAGAGAAUAGUUGGGAAGACACCUAUUGAGGCUGCAGCUGCUAUUGUGGAGGAUUGUGAGCUACCCUGCACGGUGGACGAACUUAUGUCAGAACUUGAUCCAAUGUUCUCUGAUCAAUGGUGCAACAUUAAACCUCUUCCAGGUGCCUCACGAUUGAUUAAACAUUUUAAUGGUCAUGGAGUGCCAAUGGCUUUGGCUUCAAACUCUCCAAGGGCUAGUAUAGAAGCCAAAAUAUCCUAUCAGCCAGGAUGGAAAGAAUCCUUUUCUGUUAUCAUUGGCAGUGAUGAGGUGAAAAUGGGGAAGCCAUCUCCUGAAUUAUUCCUUGAAGCUGCCAAAAGGUUAAACAGGGAACCUUCCAGCUGCCUUGUCAUUGAAGAUUCAUUAACAGGUGUUGCUGCUGGUAAGGCAGCUGGAAUGGAAGUGGUUGCUGUUCCAUCUUUUCCAAAACAGUCACAUCUAUACAUGUCAGCAGAUGAGGUCAUCAACUCUCUGUUUGAUCUACGACCUGAAAAAUGGGGCCUGCCACCAUUUCAAGAUUGGGUGCAGGGUACUUUACCAAUUGAACCUUGUUAUAUUGGAGGACCUGUUGUUAAGGGAUUUGGUCGUGGCUCAAAGGAACUUGGAAUACCCACAGCUAAUCUAUCCACAGAAGGCUAUUCAAAUAUGCUCUCCGAAUAUCCUUCAGGGGUGUAUUUUGGUUGGGCUGGGCUAUCGACACGUGGUGUCUUCAAGAUGGUCAUGAGUAUUGGCUGGAAUCCAUAUUUCAAUAACCCAGAGAAGACCAUUGAGCCAUGGCUACUUCAUGACUUCGAUGAGGAUUUCUACGGUGAGGGGCUACGCCUUACUAUCGUUGGUUAUAUACGACCAGAGACCAAUUUUCCAUCUCUCGAGAGCCUGAUAGCCAAAAUUCAGGAGGACAGGAGGAUUGCAGAGGCGGCCUUAGAUCUUCCCUUCUUCACAAGAUACAAGAAAGAUCCCUACUUGUCAAUCUCUUCACUGAAUAAUGAGCAUCAUCCAUGACAUAAAACAUUUAUCUGUGUCCCAGCUGUGGAGAUUCAUUAAGAAAAGUCCAUCUCCUGGUACCCAGACAAAAUUUUGGGGGGGGGGGGGGGGGUGUUUGGGAGAAACACAAUUCCUUGCCUAGUCUGUGUAGAAAGGUAGUGCUAAUGCACCUACUGCCUCAUGAAGGCUUAGUUAGUUUUAGGGAUUGGAGUUCUCAGCUUCUUAUUAGACAGAAUGGAUGCCUUAAAUAAAUUGAAACAAAAAGAUAAGGAACUCUCUCCCUAAUAUCCCCACCCUACAAGUUGUGUUUUUCCACAAUAUCAUUUGUAUGAAUAAUUUUACAAUGAAACAAACAGGGCCAAGUUUAAUGGUGUUUCCCGCCCAACUCA